UCUGCGGCGACGUUGGUGGGUCCGGCCAGACUUUCAACUGCGUAAAGAAGAAGGACUUUACGGCUAUGCAACGGAUACGUCAGGAUGACCACGGAUUUUUCAACAAGUUCUUUCGCAAGGCGCCGCAGCUCUUGGACAAGCUAUUGAGCUUUUUAGCAGAGGACCUCACACGGCAGCACCACAUUCGAGAAACCCCUGGAGCCUGGAGAACGACUUGCUGUAGCAUUGAGAAGCAAUGCUUCCUAACGUAUCCAGCCUACGACUGCCUGCUGAAGCCAGCGAUGCUUCUGACUGCGGACUGCUGUGGUGUGCCUCAGAAUCCUCAGGAACCAGAACUUCUUGAAACAUCGGUGAUUCAAGAGAUUCCAAAAUGUCCUGAGACUCCACAGACUCAUGCGACGCCGAAGACAGAGUCGAUGCUGGCGCUUGUGACUCUUCACUUGACGGUGAUGGCACUUCAAGUGUUGCCAGAUCGGAAAACUGGCACAUUUUUUGUUAAGAUGUCUGCGGCACUUCCCUCCUCACUCGAUGGGGGCACUGGUGGAAGGUUGGCGGACAUCCUGCAUGUGAGCGUAAUAAGGUUUGCACAUACUGUCAAUGUGUAAAUAAUGCGCCAGUCUGGAUGCAAAAAUAUAUGAAGGCUCAAAUCCGUGCACAUUCGUUUUAGUGUGUGAUUUUAUUAGAGUACACUGAAGCUCUGAAUCAGUUUUGUAGGGACAAUAGUGGCUUGCCUACACAACCAGAAUGAACAGUUUCUGCAUGCGCGUAAGUGUAGCUUUUGUAUCUUUUUCUGUUUUUGCUUGUGAUGCAUUUAAGCAGUUCUUACAAGAUCUGCAUGCCUAAAGCCUAGUGAUUACUUCUACUCAAAACAGUUUGUGAUAUUUGGAAUGUUUCAGUUUUGAAAUAAUUAGCAGGAAGCAUUCCACUACAUUUACUUAGUAAAACC
Molecule: messenger RNA, 946 nt
Organism: Dermacentor andersoni
Lineage: Eukaryota; Metazoa; Arthropoda; Arachnida; Ixodida; Ixodidae
Source: RefSeq, a predicted model, not a curated record